Messenger RNA from Entrophospora candida, 462 nucleotides. Lineage: Eukaryota; Fungi; Glomeromycota; Glomeromycetes; Entrophosporales; Entrophosporaceae. The record is from the annotation of a GenBank genome assembly.
AUGUCUUUAAGACAUGAAAACGGAGCACAAUAUCCUGUUAUUGAUCUUGACCCACAUUUUACACGUGUAGUGAGAUACUUUCGACCUUCAGAUUAUCUUGCAUGGGGAGCUGCCACAGCUUUUGGACCUGCAUUUAUGAUAAUGAUGGAAAAAACGAAUCCUCAAUUUCCGUCGAAAGGGCUUAACAUUGGACUUAGAUAUGCAGCUGGAUUUGGAGCAAUGGCAGGAUUUUUAUUAGCUUACCAACGAAUUAGAUUUUGGGGAUGGGAAGAAAAUUCAAAAGAGUUUGAAAAAGAUAAACAGGAAAUGACAAAACGAUUAAGGGAAGGAAAGGCUUUGUAUGGUAAUUCUGAAUUAAGUCAAUAUAAUCAAAAAGCAGCUGCAUGGAAUUCAAGAUAUGCUGCUUUAAAAUUUGCCGCAAUUCCAUGGUUUAAUUUUGCCAAUCAUAAUUACCACGAUUAA